AUGAAUAAGGGGAUAAAACUUGAACAUAAGAAGUUCCAUACAAAUAUGCAGAAAAACUUCUUUAUGGGAAAACCUGGAGAACCAGGCCUCCCAGGGCAGGAGGGUGCCAGAGGCUUACCGGGCUUCAAAGGACAGAGGGGAGAUACAGGUCCCCCAGGUCCACGGGGGGAACCAGGUGCGACAGGUCCUGCUGGGCGUGAGGGGCCACCAGGGAAGGACGGUGAUACUGGCCCCAUAGGACCACAGGGCCCUCGAGGACUCAGAGGGCAGCCGGGCAAGAAUGGAUUGCCUGGAUCUGCAGGAGAACCUGGCCCAGCAGGUAACCCAGGUCCUAAAGGAAAUAAAGGAGAAAAUGGCAGCCCAGGACUCCCUGGCUUCAUAGGACCCCGAGGACCACCUGGUGAUCCAGGAGAAAAAGGCCUUCCAGGAAAGGAGGGUGCACCAGGGAAACCAGGUGAAACUGGAUCCAAAGGAGAGAGGGGAGAGCCUGGCAUCAAAGGCGAAAAAGGUCCUCCAGGAGAAAAGGGCCCUCCAGGUGAGCCUGGGAUACCUGGUCAUAAAGGCCAUCCAGGUCUGAUGGGACCCCAUGGACCACCAGGAGACAGUGGGCAAGUUGGGCCUCCUGGUCCCCCAGGACAGCCAGGAUUUCCAGGACCACGGGGGGAACCUCCGUCUCUAGAGACUCUGAGAAGACUCAUCCAAGAGGAGUUAGCUAAGCAGCUAGAUGCAAAGUUAGCCUAUCUCUUGGCUCAGAUACCUCCUGCACAUGUGAAAGCAUCCCAUGGCAGACCAGGACCUCCUGGUCCCCCUGGGAAAGAAGGACUACCAGGAAGAACUGGCCCUCCAGGAGAGCCUGGCCGACCUGGACAGACUGGAUCUGAAGGACCACCCGGACCCAUUGGUCCCAAGGGAGAAAGAGGAGCAAAGGGUGAGAAAGGAGAUGCUGGCAUUGGCCAGCGAGGUGAAAUAGGUCCUCCAGGAAUUCCAGGCCUCCCAGGAGAGCCUGGCUAUGCCAAAGAUGGGAUACCAGGACUACCUGGCCCUCAAGGUGAAGCUGGGGUACCUGGUCUCAUGGGCCCACAGGGACCUCCAGGAGCCAAUGGACAGUGUGACCCCGCUCAAUGCGCUUACUAUGCAAGCCUGGCUGCCAGGCCUGCCAAUGUCAAAGGGCCCUAGGAUACAAGGAAUAUCCCUAGACUUGUUUUUAAAACUUGAAUUCAUCCAGCCUGCCAAGAGCUCUCAGAUGUCUUCAACUUGGUUUCUUUCAUGGGAGGCCUUCUAAAGCCAACAAAUGCUGCCGGUCGGUCAGAUUAUUUUUAUGAAUUAUAAUAAUAAUUAUUAUUAUCUUUGAUGUGACAUGAGAAUUUGUUCUUGUUUUCCUAACACCAGGGCAUAUUAAAACAUUAAAAAUGUGUUUUUUUUCUUUUGAAGAGCAUACAACAUUGAUGCAUUGUGUAGCAGUUUAUGCAAAGCCAUUCUGAUACCAAUUUUUUUUUUUCCUUUUUGUGGGUAAUUCUUUCCAAAGCUUUAGCCUUGAAACUGAAAUUAAAUCCUGCACUGUGCAGCAUGGGUCAUUAACUGUGUAAUCACAGGACUGUGGUGCUAGCUGCCAUCCACACAGAGGACAGGAAGAUAAGGUCAUGCCAAAGCUAGGGAAGAGAUCUCCAAUGCAUUCAUCUCACAAUGGACAGGCAAGGUGUUCCCUGGAAGAUCUCUUUUACAUUUAUUAUUCUGUCCACAAAAGAAUUGGAAUUCGAUAGAAGCCAAUUUUUUGGGACCAUGUGAAAUCUCACAGUGAGGCCUGGAUCACUGUUCCUUGUGCAAUAACUUCAGUAGAUGAAGGGUAUGUUCAUAUCAGAUGGAGCUUAUCUUCCUUGUGUCAGGGAGAUGCCCCUGAAAAAGCCACAAUAUUAUCCUCCAUCAGCUCAGGGCUGCCAAUUCCACUUUUCACUGUCAGUGCACACACAGCUCUCUAUCACUUCUUCACCCAAGAAUUCUGCCAGUGCAGCACAGAAUGUCUUCUACUGUUAAAAAUCUCAGGAAGCAAAGUGUCACCUGACUUCACUGUUUUGAAUGAUACAUCAUGACAAUAACUUAGAAAAGUUGUGUUUUAGAGGGAGGUGAGAGAUUAGUGGCUGGUUUUCAUCUCUGAUGAAAAGAUCAGAACAAAGAGGUGUUCAGAAACUCUGAGGAAAUUGUGUUUGAGAGUAAAAGCCAAAACUCAGACAUAGGCCAUUUUGCCUAUCAGCUAAUUGCCAAAAUCAAGUUGGAAAUCACUGAGAAAAUAAAUAGGGGACAGAGUCUGAGAUGACAUUCACAACAUUCAAUCUAACUUUCUGACAGAGACACAUGGAAGAGCCAGAUUUCCAAAACUCUUCUGAAUAAGCAGUUUGUAUUGAGGGAUCAGAGUAAGGAACGUGAUACAGAGAUUUAGCGCUGAAUCUGUUUUGAAAUCUCAUUUGAUCUUUUGGAGAGAUAAAUGUGGCCCCCUGCCCUGCUGGCAUGUUCACCAUGUGUCAUGGUGCUUCCAAAGUGGCUAAGCCAAGCAGAAGGCACAGCUGUCUAUAACCAUCCCAAAAUCAGACACUGUAGCUAUAAGGCCAAAGCUGACUAUUUGCAAGCCUUGGAGUCUUUUUCUUACCCAGAAGAUUAAACAAAGUCUUUUCUAUGUAGAUCAGUGGUGACAUUUUUGCUACUUCCUAUGCAAGUAAAUUCUUUUAUUGGAUUUUACUGUGAUUCUGCCUGUGGAAAGACCAAGCAAAGUGAAAAUAUCAUGAAGUGAAGAGCAUACUGCUUUUUAGUAACUCUCAAUAGUAUAUGUUACUGUAGUGCUUUCUAUAAUUCAAUUUUAUGCAAGUAUGUUGAUCACAUAGUAUUUAACAUAAUCAUUUUUUCUAGUCCAGGAUGAAUAAGAUUUUAUUCCUCUAGUGGUGAUGGAGAAUAUGCUUCUUACUAAGGAGAGACCUCUCAACAUAGUAUGAGCCAUCAUUUUGAGUAAAUAUCAUGGCAAUGAGUAGGUUUUAUGGAGGUCAGGCAUGUUAAUUGUCCCAUAUUAAUGUGACAUGGUGUGAUGAGUAAUAAGCUGACGAUUGGACUAGAACUUUUUCAACCUUAAUGAUUCUGUGAUUCUGAUUCUAUGAUGUCAAACUCCCCAAAUUCUGCAUCGUGCAUAUUUGCAUACACCAUGCAUGCAACAGACUUUAAUGUGCUCAAGUAUACCAUGUGAUAGGUAAAUAUAUAAUGAUGCUCUAUUGAACAAAUUCCAGGGUCUUUCAUCUCUCCAAAAUGGUGCAUUGGAAUCUAGAUAAAGGAGAUAGGAGAUUCUGGAGUUUUUGUUGUUUUGUUGUUUUAUCCUUUUUUAAUUUUUAUUUUUAUUUUCUUUGAUAACUCAUUUCAUCAGCAAGUCUCUCAAAGCCAUUGCCAGCAGCAGUCUGAGUUAGGAAAAUGAGACACACCGACAUCUUCAAUAGAAAUUAAAAGAUCUGCAGUGGACAGCUGUACCCAGAAAAAGGGAGACAACCUAACUCCCUUUGCUCUAGCCCGUAUUCUCUAUUUUACUGUUACCUGUUCAGUCCAUUCCUGCCUUUGUGUUCUGAGUUCAGUGGAUACCAUUUCCCUGCUUUUUCUUAAACCUCGUUUCCUCUACAGUCAGUUACAUGACAUUUACCAAGCACAAUCUGUCAGUAGUAAGGAACACGAGACACUUGCCACAUUAGAUCUGCAGGGGUGCUUAUAGCCACCCAGUACUGUCUGCCAAACAGCCUGCAAGGCAGCAAUGGAUGCAGGAGGUGAAAGAUAGGGCAGAGGUAAUGCGUGCAGCUGCUCUACUAACCACUCUUGAACAAGAUGAGGAUGUGGCUUUUGCAUCUCAAUGUUCCUGACUCAGAAACAGAGCAUUUGGUACAUCACAAUGAAGUUUAUUCAGUGUUUGAGACUUAAUCCCAGGAAUCCACUGUUAUUUUUGUAUGAAUUUUUUUUUGGCCAGCCAUGUGAUAAGAGGGAACAUACUGAUAAGAUGGCAUUACAGAGCCAGAGAAUGCAUUGUCCAUAUGUUAACAUGGUGCUAAUGAUACACACAUCUUACAAUAUUACUGGAAUGUUUUUUUUUUUUUAUCAAUUGUGUAAAUUAUUACAGUGAUAGCAAACAAACUAUUAUUCCAUUAUAUAUUUCACCUGUCAAAUAAAUAAUUUAAAAUUUUAAAGAGAUUAAUUUGGGGAAAAUAGUUUUUUGUGUUACAUUAUUUAACAAUUUACACUUGUACUCUGAACUGCUCUAAAUUAGCUUUUUUGGAGCUGUAGCAAGGAAUAAAUUAUUCUCCUUCUUUGCUGCUUUUGAGAGGCUCAUCUCAUUAUAGUCUUGUGAUGUUGUUUUUCUGAGCUGUCCUUUUCACACCUCUCGUUAAUAUGGGUAAUUAAACUGUCUAAGGUUGAACUCAGUUCCACAUGUUUAUCCAGAAAUGUGUAAUCAAAGCAAAAUGGUACUGCUCAGGACUGAAACAAAUGUGUGUGUUUUUCCAGAGAUGCAAUGAAAAUGUAGCAGCAGCUAAGCCUCAGGUCUGCGCUCUGAGCAUAGAACUGUCAGAGAGAUGAGCAAGUCUUUUACUUUCUGGACCAAGAAAAAAAAAACAAUUAAAAUUAAAAGAAAAUAAAAAGAAAAAUAUGGAGAAAUUUUGAUCUUUUAAAAACCGUCCAAGCCUUAACCUGCUACAGGCUGCUUUUUGGCAGCUUCUGAAACAGGAUGUGAUGCUGAUGCAUGUCUGGGUAUCAUCAUCUGAGAAUGUGUUGGGCACCAGAGACACUGAGAGAAUACUUCAUGGAUUCGAGUUGGAAGGGACCCCUAAAGGACAUCUACUCCAACUCCCCUGCAGUGAACAGGGACAUCUACA
Molecule: messenger RNA, 4886 nt
Organism: Meleagris gallopavo (turkey)
Lineage: Eukaryota; Metazoa; Chordata; Aves; Galliformes; Phasianidae
Biological process (GO): extracellular matrix organization
Molecular function (GO): extracellular matrix structural constituent conferring tensile strength
Source: RefSeq, a predicted model, not a curated record